AUGAACUUUGUAGAGUCCUACUUCAAAAGAGCCGUCUUGUACGAUUCGAAUUCUAAGCGAAAGACGGACAUUGACAAAGCCUUAACUGAGAUGGUUGCCAAAGAUGUGCAGCCCUACAAUAUUGUAGAAAAUGAAGGGUUUGUACAAUACACUCAGGUAUUGGAUCCUAGAUACAAACUACCGAGCAAGACACACUUACGAGAUGUGCUUAUGUUAAAUUAUUUCAAGGAAACCUCUGCCAAGUUAUCAGUAAUACUUCAAAAUGUUUCGGAUAUAACUAUUACAUGUGACUUGUGGACAUCAAGUGCCAAUGCUAGUUUUUUGACUUUGACGGGUCAUUUUGUUUAUAAUCACGACUUAAAAACAGCAUCAUUGGCUACGAAAAAACUGUUAAGCACAACUAAUCACUGUUCGCAAAACAUUGCAGAUACAUUGCGAGAAAUAUUUAUUGAUUGGAACAUCCUCAAUAAAACGGUAUGCAUUGUAACAGAUAAUGCCAGCUCCAUGCUUAAAGCAUGUGAAAUAUUGCAAAUUAGCAAUUUGCCAUGCUUUGUGCACACUAUUAAUCUGGUGGUGCAAGAUGCUUUAAAAGUUGAUGACGUAGUACUUCAAGAUUUAUUUACUAAGUGUAAAUCAAUUGUUCGAUUCUUUAAAAAAAGCACUAUAACGAAUGAAAAAUUUAAAUUAGCUCAAGAAGUCUCGGCGUAUACUUUGUUGCAAGAAAUACCCACUAGAUGGAAUAGUUUCUAUUUCAUGAUUGAGCGUAUUUUAGAAACGAACGAUGCCAUUGCCAAAGUCUUAUUAUCAACGACAAAUGCACCGCAGCCAUUUACUGCUGAGGAAAUACUUGCGCUAAAAGAUAUUGAAAAGGUAUUGGCUUUCUUUCAGCAAGCAAGUGAGAAAAUUUCUGGUGGAAAGUAUGUAACCAUAUCGCUAAUUAUACCCAUGGCAUAUGGACUUUUCCGCAAAAUCGAUAGUGUUUCACCUCUGCUACAAACUUUGCAAGGAAAAACUAUGACAAAAAUAUUAAUGGAGUCAAUAAAGAAACGCCUUUCCAUAUAUGAGCAAAGGACAGUCUGCAUGAUGGCUACGCUAUUGGAUCCACGCUUUAAAAAAAUGGAUUUCAACACAGCUCAAACGCUGAACUAG
Messenger RNA from Anastrepha ludens (Mexican fruit fly), 1149 nucleotides. Its product is annotated as E3 SUMO-protein ligase ZBED1-like. The record is from RefSeq and is a predicted model, not a curated record. The coding region runs from base 1 to 1149 and encodes 382 amino acids. Lineage: Eukaryota; Metazoa; Arthropoda; Insecta; Diptera; Tephritidae. The transcript has a single exon.